Molecule: messenger RNA, 1002 nt
Organism: Spinacia oleracea (spinach)
Lineage: Eukaryota; Viridiplantae; Streptophyta; Magnoliopsida; Caryophyllales; Amaranthaceae
Exons: 2
Coding region: 257-787 (176 amino acids)
Source: RefSeq, a predicted model, not a curated record
GGCAAUCUUCAAAUUAUUAAGAAAUUUCAUAAAUUCCAGAACAAUUGAAAAGAUUCAGCAAAGAUAAUUUUCAAAUGAGUACAUGAUUCUCAUAAGUUGGAGAUCCAAAUUCAAUUAAAUCAAAAGAAGAAGAUUUCUUGAUAUCUUGCUGUCGACAACACCAAAUUGGGCUGAAUUAGAGUUAGCGAUUUAGCGUGCUGGUUGCGGAAGUUUCAGAGGAGAGAGAAAGAGAAAGGUUCUCUAUUAGUGCUGCUUCAUGGGUGACAGUAUUCAAAUCAGUCAAAACUUAAUAUGUCAGAUUAUCGAUGACAAUGACAAGUCAAAGAAAAAGCCGAAGAAAACUAAGCCAAAGGUACCAAGGGAGUCUCAGAAGUCGCAGAAGAAGGUACCUCAGAAGCAGCAACUUCCUGACGAGUCUAAAGCUCAAAAAGAAACUCCAUCAGCUGGAUGGCCUCUUCAACCUCCAUUCUUUAUGCCCGUCGUGCCUCCGUCCACAAAUCCAGAACUGGAAGCAAUUCGAUCUGUUUUAAAGGAGAGUGAAGCUGUUUUGGAGAAAAUGCAGAAACACGAAGAGAACAUGCUGAAACAAGUGACACAGAGAUCAAAGGAACUACAUGAGAAAGAAUUCAAGCUUCCUCAGCAGAAAUCUAUUGUCUGUCAGUCUGAGAGAGAGGCAUGUUCGGCAUGUUACAAAGAGCACACCAAAGAUUCACUCAAAUGCGCUAAUUUGGUCCGAAGUUAUCAAGAUUGUGUUCGGAAAGCAAAAAACCUAGGGAAAUUGCUCUAGUUGAAUCAUUUUGAGCAUCUCCAGUUUUACUUGUAUGUCGACAGUAAGUUGAACUGAAUAUUGUUAUCUACAAUGCCAAAAUAACCCCGUCUUUUUGUACUUAUUUCUGACUAAUUGGGACUUGAUUCAACAUUUUGGCCCACGGGAUUGUCAAAACCUUUAUGGUUAAUGGCUAAACAUGUACAACUUGCUAAGGAAGGAUUUGUUUUGAGGGA